AUGGAUGAUUUGUUUGAUGUUUUUGAUGAAGCUCCUCAAACAGCUCCACCAAAAAUAGAAGAAAUUAAAGAGGAUAUUCCAGCCAGUACAACAACGAGUAACAAAAAAAGAUCUCGUGAAUCUGAUGAACAAUCAAAAAAAGAAUCUAAAACUAAUGAUAUUAAGAAAACUAAAAAACAUGAAGAUAUCAAACCAGUUGUAUUUGAUUCAGUUGAAAUUGAAACAUCAAGAGAAGUUAAAGCAAGUGAAGGAUUAUUAUCUAAACCAAGUACAUCAGAUGCAGAUAAUAAAUUAAAACUUAGACAUCAAGUUAGACAUCAAGUUGCUAUCCCACCUUCAUAUCCAUAUAUUCCAAUUGGUGAACACAAAAGAAAAGAAGAUGCUAGAACAUAUCCUUUUGUAUUGGAUCCUUUUCAAGAUACUGCUAUUUCAUGUAUUGAUAGAAAUGAAAGUGUUUUAGUUUCUGCUCAUACAUCAGCUGGUAAAACUGUUGUUGCAGAAUAUGCCAUUGCUCAAUCAUUAAGAGAUAAACAAAGAGUUAUUUAUACAUCUCCUAUUAAAGCUUUAAGUAAUCAAAAAUAUCGUGAAUUACAAGCUAUUUUUGGUGAUGUUGGUUUAAUGACUGGUGAUGUUACUAUUAAUCCUGAUGCUGGUUGUUUAGUUAUGACUACUGAAAUUUUAAGAUCUAUGUUAUAUAGAGGUUCAGAAGUUAUGAGAGAAGUUGCUUGGGUUAUAUUCGAUGAAGUUCAUUAUAUGAGAGAUAAAUCAAGAGGGGUUGUUUGGGAAGAAACUAUUAUUUUAUUACCUGAUAAAGUUCAUUAUGUUUUCUUAUCUGCUACUAUUCCAAAUGCAAUGGAAUUUGCUGAAUGGAUAGUUAAAAUUCAUAAUCAACCAUGUCAUGUUGUUUAUACUGAUUUUAGACCAACUCCUUUACAACAUUAUUUAUUCCCUGCUGGUGGUGAUGGUAUUCAUUUAGUUGUUGAUGAAAAGGGUACUUUUAGAGAAGAAAAUUUCCAAAAAGCCAUGGCAACUAUUGGUGAUAAUACUGGUGAUGAUCCAGCCUCUGCUGAUAAAUCAAGAAAUGGUAAAAAGGGUAAAACAUUUAAAGGUGGAAAUAAAGAUGGUAAAAGUGAUAUUUAUAAAAUUGUUAAAAUGAUCUACAUGAAAAAAUAUAAUCCUGUUAUUGUUUUUUCAUUUUCUAAACGUGAAUGUGAAUCAUUAGCUUUAAAAAUGUCAAAAUUGGAUUUUAAUACUGAUGAAGAAAGAGAAGCUUUAGUUAAAAUUUUUAAUAAUGCUAUUGAAUUAUUACCUGAAAAUGAUCGUGAAUUACCACAAAUUAAAAACAUUUUACCAUUAUUGAAAAGAGGUAUUGGUAUUCAUCAUUCUGGAUUAUUACCAAUUUUAAAAGAAAUUAUUGAAAUUUUAUUUCAAGAAGGUUUUUUAAAAGUAUUAUUUGCUACUGAAACUUUUUCUAUUGGAUUAAAUAUGCCUGCUAAAACUGUUGUUUUCACAUCUGUUCGUAAAUGGGAUGGUGUUGGAUUUAGAUGGGUUUCUGGGGGUGAAUAUAUUCAAAUGUCAGGUAGAGCCGGUAGAAGAGGUUUAGAUGAUCGUGGGAUUGUUAUUAUGAUGAUUGAUGAAAAAAUGGAACCUCAAGUAGCUAAAGGAAUGGUUAAAGGUCAAGCUGAUAGAUUAGAUUCUGCUUUCCAUUUGGGUUAUAAUAUGAUUGUUAAUUUAAUGAGAGUUGAAGGUAUUUCACCUGAAUUUAUGUUGGAAAAUUCAUUUUUCCAAUUUCAAAAAGCUGCCAGUGUUCCAGUUAUGGAAGAUAAAAUGUUGACUUAUAAAAAAGAAUUGGAAGAUAUUCAUAUUAAUGAUGAAGGUAUCAUUAAAGAAUAUUAUGAAUUACAACAACAAUUGGAUAAAUAUAAUUCAGAUGUUCAAAAAGUUAUUACUCAUCCAGGAAAUAGUUUACCAUUUUUACAAGAUGGUAGAGUUAUUAAAGUUAAGAUUGGAAAUCAAGAUUAUGGUUGGGGUAUGGUUACUACAUUUGUUAAAAGAAAUCGUAAGAGUCAGCAAGAAGAAUUUACACCUCAUGAAGCUUAUGUUGUUGAAGUAUUCAUUACUUCAAUGUUUAUUGAUUCACCAGUUAAUUUAAUUAAAAAAUUCAAUCCAUUAUUACCUGAAGGUAUUAGACCUGCUAAAUCUGGAGAACAAACAAGAGCUGAAUUUAUUAGUAUAACAUUAGAUUCAAUUGAAAAAAUCAGUACUGUUAGAUUAAGAGUACCUGAUGAUUAUAAGAGUUCUACUGCUAAACGUACAUUAGUGAAAACAUUAAAAGAUUUACCAAAAAAAUUACCUGAUGGGAUUCCAUUGAUUGAUCCAGUUGGAAGUAUGAAAAUAACCGAUGAAGAUUUUAAAAAAUUAUUGAAUAAAAUUGAUAUUUUAGAAUCUAAAAUUUCUGCUAAUCCAUUACAUAAUAGUGCCAGAUUAAAAGAUUUAUAUGAACAAUAUUCUUAUAAAGUUAAAUUGGAAACACAAAUUAAACAACUUAAAGAGAAAAUAUUCCAAGCUGAAGCAGUUGUACAAUUAGAACAAUUGGGUAAUAUGAAAAGAGUACUUAAAAAAUUAGAACUUACUGGACCAAAUGAUAUUGUUGAAUUAAAAGGUAGAGUAGCAGCUGAAAUUUCUACAGGUGAUGAAUUAAUGAUUACUGAAUUGUUAUUUUCUGGGUUUUUCAAUGAUUUAACUCCACAACAAAUUUGUGGAUUAUUAUCAUGUUUUAUUUUCCAAGAAAGAGCUAAAGAAUUACCAAAAUUAAAACCAGAAUUAGCUGAACCAGCUAAAUUUAUUCAUGAAACAGCUAGUAAAAUUGCUAAAAUUAGUAAGAAUUGUAAUUUAGAAAUUGUUGAAAAAGAUUAUGUUGAAUCAUUUAAUUUAGCAUUAGUUGAAGUUGUAUUUGCAUGGUCUAAUAAUGCUUCAUUUAGUUCAAUUUGUAAAAUGACUGAUAUUUAUGAAGGUAGUAUAAUAAGAGCAUUAAGAAGAGAAAUUGAAUUAUUAAAACAAUUAGUCGAUGCUGCUAAAAUUAUCGGUAAUCAAGAAUUAGUUGAUAAAUUUGAUAAAUGUACUGAAUUAUUAAAUAGAGAUUUUGUACAAGUUAGUUCUUUGUAUAUGUAA
Molecule: messenger RNA, 3171 nt
Organism: Candida tropicalis MYA-3404
Lineage: Eukaryota; Fungi; Ascomycota; Pichiomycetes; Serinales; Debaryomycetaceae
Product: ATP-dependent RNA helicase
Exons: 1
Coding region: 1-3171 (1056 amino acids)
Biological process (GO): maturation of 5.8S rRNA; RNA catabolic process
Cellular component (GO): nucleus
Molecular function (GO): ATP binding; RNA binding; RNA helicase activity
Source: RefSeq, a predicted model, not a curated record